AUGGAUCUGGUUCAGAAGGAGCAUGACCGACUCCUGAAGAAGUUAAGGUCGUCGCAGGGAAUCAACAGUGUCCAAGCCACAAUUGAUCUUCUACAGUCCGCCCGAGAUGCUAUUGCAGCUGCCUUCCGCAAAGAUCCCAACCAGGCCGCUGUUACCCUUGCAAAGCUUCAGAAUCCCAUCAAGACAUCUUUCAACGCCAUCAACGAUGGCUUAAAGGAGACCCAUGGUAGCCUCAACAAGUAUACCAAGUCACUUGACAAGGUACCUCGAUUAGCCCUCGGUCUCUUCCAAGAUCCCCACACUUUGUGCCAGAUGGAUGCUAAUGUACGAUAUCCUGACUUGAAGCUCUUCAAAGACAGACCUCUCCCGAGCACCGAACAUGAUGUCCUUUCCCAGCAAGAAUCUCUCAUCAAUCGCGCCAUCGCUAUGCAUCUCCUGCGAGAGGGUCAAUUCUCCGUCGCAGCAAGCUUCCUCUCCGAGAUCUCCGAGAAAAAGGCCCUGAUGACUAGUAAUGAGCGCAGCUCCGCAUCUCCCGGAUCGCCAAGCCUCCUGGACCUCGACGAGGUUCCAUCGGCGGAAAUUCGCAAAGAAUUCGCAUCCAUGUAUUAUAUACUGUCCCAGCUCAAAGAGCGUCGGAAUCUUCUUCCGGCGAUUGAAUGGGCUCGCGAGAAUCGAGAGGCGCUGGAAGCUCGUGGCAGCAACUUAGAAUUUGAGCUAUGUCGCUUGCAAUUUGUGUGGCUCUAUCAUGGCGAGCCUGACACGGCGGGAGCAAUCCCGAGUCUAAUCCCUGGAAAUUGGCGUGCGGCAAUGGCUUAUGCCAAGCAGGAGUUUCAUGCAUUCGUACCGCGAUAUCUCCGCGAGGUACAGCAGUUGAUGGGCGCUAUGGCCUUUUGCCCAAAUUUACCGGGCUCGCCAUAUGCUGCCAUUUUCAACAAUACGUCUGCAUGGGAGGAUGUAGCCCAGUUUUUCACUCGCGAAUUCUGCUCGCUGCUCGGUCUGUCGGCAGACUCGCCGCUUUACAUUGCUGCGACGGCCGGGGCGAUUGCGUUGCCGACGCUCCUCAAACUCCAAACGAUCAUGAAGGCCAAACGGACCGAGUGGACGAGUGAGAAUGAGCUUCCGGUGGAAAUUCCGCUGCCCCCAUCUUAUCUCUUCCACUCCAUUUUUGUCUGUCCCGUGUCAAAGGAACAGGCCACUGAUGAAAACCCGCCCAUGAUGAUGCCCUGCGGGCAUGUGAUCGCCGAGGAGUCCCUGAAACGACUCAGUAAGGGUAGCCGCUUCAAGUGCCCCUAUUGUCCGAACGAGAGCCACAUGAAGGAUGCUCGGAAGGUUUUCCUGUGA
Penicillium diatomitis is the source of this 1341-nucleotide messenger RNA. RefSeq names its product ubiquitin-protein ligase RMD5. Gene Ontology annotation, biological process: proteasome-mediated ubiquitin-dependent protein catabolic process. The record is from RefSeq and is a predicted model, not a curated record. The transcript has 3 exons. Lineage: Eukaryota; Fungi; Ascomycota; Eurotiomycetes; Eurotiales; Aspergillaceae. Gene Ontology annotation, molecular function: protein binding; ubiquitin protein ligase activity. Gene Ontology annotation, cellular component: nucleus; GID complex; cytoplasm. Bases 1 to 1341 code for a protein of 446 amino acids.